Molecule: messenger RNA, 1803 nt
Organism: Clonostachys solani
Lineage: Eukaryota; Fungi; Ascomycota; Sordariomycetes; Hypocreales; Bionectriaceae
Source: the annotation of a GenBank genome assembly
AUGAUGCAGAUACUGGGCUAUCUGGAUCCUUGUCACAUUUCACAGCUGCUGCUUGUAUCCAAAGGCGUACAGAAGCUGUGCCUUGACGAUGAACUAUGGAAGCAACACUCCUUCCACCAGUCGCCGUGGUACCAGGCCCUGAUUACACGGCGAUAUUCCCGCCCAGAGUCCAUCAUCUUCAGAGCAGCGAACGCAAAUGCAGACGAGGAUGAGCCGGACCAGAGCCCCCAGGUGGCCGACGAGGACGACGAGGCCAAGGCGCUGCACCAGAGAAGCCAUCGCUUGCAGGACAUGGCCAACUGGGACCCCGCAUUUCCCGAGGAGCGCGUGUCCUGGUACGACGAGUACAUGCAGCGCUCAGGGCCGGCCAGUAUUAACUGGAUGCAGACCCCAAAGGUCACCCAGGGCGGCAUCGAGGCAAUUAUCGAGUCGCAUGGCCUUGCCCUGUACAGCCCUUAUGACGGGGACGACGGCCUCGGGACCAUGCUCGCCGUCAGCCCGUUGGAGGAUGGGUCGGUCUGUCUGUGGGACGUGAAGGGCUCGAGAGGCAAGCAAGGCAGCAUCGUGGCGAAGAGCAAGACGGAUAUUCUGUUCCAGGACGCCAUGAACGAUUGCCCGAAGAAACGGUCCAAGAUGAUUGACUCGAGCAUUUCGGAUCGGAUUACCAUCGACAACACUGGGCACAGAGCUUUCGUUGCAGUACAGAGUCAGCUUAUCGAGAUCGAUCUCAACAGAUUAGAUGUUGUGAGCCGGGAGUCCUUCGAAUGGAGCAUCAUGACCCUCUCCGCAGUCCACGCCGGCGUGCCAUUGACUGUGGGGACAUCUCUUGGCAUCCAUCUCCAUGAUUUCCGUUCCAGGGCUCGCGUCCACCACGAUGUUGUCGAGCGAGUAGACCGGGAUCCGCUGGCGGAUACGAAUGCUUUCAAGGGCAUCUUUGACCAGACGCCCCUACCUCCCUACGCAUCGCUGUCCCAGGCUACACCUACCAGCAUUCUACACUUGCCGCGACAAGGUUCACCUGACCUCGCCUCGGAUGACAUUUAUGUGUCUGGGCGGUUCUCAAACAUCCUCCAUUACGAUCGUCGCAAGUUUCCCGUCAUUUGCGGGACCAUUUAUUCUGGGGCAUUGAUCAACGGUCUAGCCGCCCUACCUUACCCUUUUUCCAAGGCGGACUACGAGAGAAGGCAGCAGGGCGAGCUCAGCCUGGAGCAGAUGGGGUACAGCAAGACACGGAAUGGGCAGACACUCAUCGCGGGCGGUGCGUACAGCCUGAAGGGGUCACUUGAGCUGUACGGGCUGAGCCCGGACUCGAUGGACAGGAUGACGAUGCAGAGCGCAUGGAAGAACCGGUACACGGCGGCGUCGUCCACGAUUCUAUCAGUGGCCAACCACGGGACCAAGAUUGUGUUCUCGGACGGCUCGGGCCUCCUCAAGUGGUUCGAGCGGGACGGCACGACAGAGUGCCGGCGCCUGAGGAUCGGGCACAGCAAGACGGGAACCGAGGGCUCCAUGUUCGAGUCGAUGCCCGGGACGGACGACGUCGCGCGCAAGAUCCUGUCGACGCAGUCCAAGUCGGGCGAGGACCGACCGAACAGCGACAACAUCCUGUUCUGGACGGGGGAGAGGCUGGGGAUGGCGAGCUUCGCUGCGUCGCCGCUGUUCGUCGAGAAGGACUUCGACACGGACGACCCGGAGAAGUCGGCAGAGGAGGAGGCGAGACAGGAGUACGCGAGCCACAUGCGAAAAGCACUGCAGCAUUCGGCCAACGAAGUCAGGUUCAUGGGAAACCUCGGUCUUCGGUAG